CUAUUCACUCUCCUCUCCCGUUCGAACAUCGAACCAGAGCAGCGGCGGCGAUCCUUCCUCCCUCCACCGCCCUUUCUCCCACUCUCUCUUCUUCUUCUUCUUCUUCUUCUUCUUCUUCUUCUUCUUCUUCUUCUUUUUCUUCUUUUUCUUCUUAUCAUUCUUCCUUCUCUUUCCUCUACUUCCUCUUCCCCUCCUUUCUUCUCCUUCCCCUUUCGGCGUUCAUUUUCGGAUCGCUUUCCAUCACUGUGAUCUGGUCAUCACCAUAGCCACAUCCAUCGCAUUUCCGUUUAGAUUUCAGGUGACAUUCACAUUGGAAAGAUCUCCUUCUCUCGCCAAUCUCCCAUUUGUAUCCUUUGAGAACCACUGCUAUACGAGAUGGAAGUCAGCUCAAGCUCCCUAUUGCAGAGUUAAGUUUCAGGCCAAAAUCCCAGCCGACGACACUCUCCCUCUCCCUCGCAACUCAGAAAUGCUGCAAUCCAUCCUUAGAGCCGCCACGACCACUGUUGCUCGGACACGAAACUCUGUGAAUGUUCAGAACGUAAUUAUCCCUACAACCACGAUUCUCUCCUCUUAUCAGUAUUCUUCGAAGGCCUCUAAAUCUUCCUCCUCGUCAAAGGGAAACAAGUCGAAAUCAAAAAAUACUUCGUCUAAGACCGAUGACAUUUCGGUCUCCGCAGGCGCAGGCGACGAAUUUGACUCUGAUCUAUUAGAUGAAGGUGCUCGCGCUCGCCGUCUUGUAGAGGAUGAGAAACACAAGUCUCUUGACAUCGGUCCCAACAAUCGACCUCUUUUCACCACUGCCAAAUCCAUCUCUGAGCUCACUAGAAAGGAUGUUUGCACUUACAUGAAGUUCAGUAUGGAAGAACUAAAUGCGUUUUUGCCAGAGGGGUUGCCAGUAGGAAUGACAAAGGAGUUUGAAGAAAGCAUGCGGAGUGCGUUGCUUGUUCGACAAAGUUUCUUAGAUCUUCGUGAUAACUUUAGGCGCAUUGUUGAUCCACCACUAUGGUCUUUUGAUGGUAAAGGUCCAAAACCUAAAAGGCAGAUUGUCUUAGAUGGUCCUGUUAGCUGUGGAAAAAGUAUUGCACUUUCUAUGCUUGUUCAGUGGGCUCGCGAGCAAGGUUGGCUGGUUUUUUAUAUCGCAAAAGGUAAAGAGUGGACACAUGGUGGAUUCUUCUAUAAAAACCCACAAACUGGUCUUUGGGAUACUCCUGUUCAGGCUGCAAAGAUCCUCCAGGAUUUUUUGAAAUUUAAUGAAUCUCGCUUACAACAAAUACCUUGCCAAAUCUUUGAUCCUAUUCCACUGGGAGAGGGUGCUGGUGUUGGUUGGAUGAAAGGCGUUGAUUCCAUGGCAAUGCCUGAAGGCUCCACAUUAUAUGAUCUGGUUCAAACAGGCCUAACUUACACACAUGCUGCCGUUGGGGUGGUAGUUCGUUUGAGAAAAGAGUUAUCACUUGUGAAAGAUAUUCCUGUGCUCAUUGCAAUUGAUCAAUAUAAUAGUUGGUUUACAUUCAGCGAGUAUGGGGAACCUAUAACAGCUCGCUCUUGGCGGCCAAUUCAUGCUAGAGAACUUGCGACGGUUAGUGCAUUUCGAUCAAUGAUGCAUAAUGACAUGAUGGUGGGGGCUUUUUCUCAUUCAACGGCUGUUGGCAAACUACGUAAAGAUCUCCCAGAUGUUCCACUGGAUGCUCGGACUAACUUACCUCGAUAUAGCUUAGAUGAAGCUGCAACUGUUUGUCAUUACUAUCUCAGGCAAAGACUGAUACGCCGGGAAGCAUUCUCUGAGGAAAAGUGGAAGAAGAUAUACUACUUGUCCAAUGGAAAUGGUGCAGAGAUGAGGUGGUUGGUUUCUUUUAUACAGUGACUAAUCCAAGUUGGUAGUGUUGAUAUAUGAUUGGAUUGUCCAUGAAGAUGCAAACAGGCAAGCUUUCCUUUUUUCAGUGCCGCUUGAGCUUUGAUUGCUUAAUUAGUGAUUUAGGUUGAAAUGCAUCGUUAGAGAAAACUUACCCUCCACGAUGAUAUCAGUUAUUGGGCAGAACUAGAUUUUAAAAUCAGCAAUUCACCUUAGGAUUACCAUUUGACUGCUCAAUAAGUCGCCUCUUUAUUCUGAUAUUCCAAAGGUUUUUAGACCCUUAUUUGGAUGUAUCAUGUAUAUCUUAUCUAUAUUUGCUAAAUAGUUACGUGAUGUAACGACUUUACACUCAAUGACACAUUAAUAAGUGAUAGCAGUUGGUGUCUCAA
Messenger RNA from Nelumbo nucifera (sacred lotus), 2238 nucleotides. Its product is annotated as mitochondrial 28S ribosomal protein S29-like protein. Gene Ontology annotation, molecular function: structural constituent of ribosome. NCBI's taxonomy places the organism in Eukaryota, Viridiplantae, Streptophyta, Magnoliopsida, Proteales, Nelumbonaceae. The record is from RefSeq and is a predicted model, not a curated record. Gene Ontology annotation, cellular component: mitochondrial small ribosomal subunit.